AUGACGGCCACGCUCUAUGGUAGGUUGCUGCUGCUCCUACUGACCUGUUUUCCGGGCUUUGUUCAAGCACGCCGCCUGAACGGUUUCGUGCGCCACUUCGAGCCCCUGUCGUACGAGCCGCGGCCGGUGCACAGGGAACACGUGCGCGUCAGGCGAUCACUGGGCGGCAGCGACUCGCAGCAUCGGCACGGCAUCGUUCACCUCCGCUUCCAAGGCUUCGACAGGUUGUUCCAUCUGAAGCUGAAGCCAGACGCGUCCGUAUUUCACAAGGACCUCGUGGUCGAGACUUCGGGGCUCGGUCGAGUGAAGCCGGAUAUCGGUCACAUCUACAGCGGCAAACUUGUCGGGUCCAUCCAGUCCCGCUGGGGCCGCUUCUACGUCGAAGGGGCGCACAAGUUCUUCGCCCGACGCACGCCCUUCCACUCGGUGAUGUACGCCGCCGAAGACGCUAGCAUGCCUCACGCAGGAUGGUGCGGUGUACGCGGGGAGACCGCACGCUGGAUGCAGCAGCUGGCAGUCUCCGCCAGGCGAACGCAGGAGGCUACCUCAAAGUUCGCCGGGACACCCUGUACACAAGAAAGCCACGCACACGGCUCAAGAACCGAGCGCUGGACGGGUCGGAGGCCAUUGGCAGCACAGGGAGCCGAGGAGCACUACCUCGACGCGGAAGACGAGCAAGACGGUGGCCCAGUGGCCGGUCCCGUGCCGCGGAGGAAGAGCGUGCGUACUUACCGCGUGUGCGGCCUGCACAUCGCCGUCGACCACUUGCUGUACAAGAAGUACCACGAGCAGGACGGCCACGCGGUGCGCACGCGCGAGCGCCUCUCCACGCUCAUUGCUGGUCACGUGGCCCGGGCUUCCGAGGUCUAUCGCCGCACGAGCUUCGGCGGAGUUCAAGACAUCAACGAUACUGCAAGCUGCUCAGACAAAGAGAACCAGUUCUGUCAGGAGCACAUGGACGCGGCUCUCUUCCUGCUGACCACGGCACGGUCUGCCAAUUUCGACGAUUACUGCCUCGCGUACACGUGGACAUACCGCGAUUUCGCGGACGGCGUCCUUGGUUUAGCCUACGUGGGAAAUUCAACAACGAGCACUCUGGGUGUGUGCGACAAGAGCCAGCUUGUGCAGACUGACCAGCACAGCCACAAGCUCGGGCUGACCAGGCUCAGCCUCAACACGGGCAUCAUCACGUUCCUCAACUACGGCGAUCACGUGUCACAGGCCUCCAGCGAGAUCACCUUCUGUCACGAGAUCGGUCACAAUUUUGGAUCACCUCACGACGAGCCGGAUAGUAGCCCGUGCGUGCCGGGCGACAAGAGAGGUGGGAACUACAUCAUGUACCCGCAAACCGGCAGCGGUGCCCUUGCCAACAACUACCAGUUCUCCAAGUGCAGCAUCGCCAACAUCAGCGGAUUGAUACAGCCCAUGCUGGAGGGUGACAGCAAGCGUGAGAAUUGCUUCGAAGGUAAAAGCAUCACCGUGGUCGUUUCGCUCUCGUACCGUCAUAACUUGCGUAACGGCUUACUGGCUUCACUUUCUCGGAAAGUGUUAGGCACAACCUCCCAGUCGACGCACUGUACUGAACGCAAGGCAAAAUAUUGCUAAACCAUUCAGGAAGAAAGUGAGGUCUGUAGG
Molecule: messenger RNA, 1635 nt
Organism: Dermacentor andersoni
Lineage: Eukaryota; Metazoa; Arthropoda; Arachnida; Ixodida; Ixodidae
Source: RefSeq, a predicted model, not a curated record